AUGGCGUUCGCAGCAAUCAAUUCGGCCGGGGCUCCGAUCGCCGAGAUCGAGGAGGCUUUUGCGACCGAACCCUCUCUAAAGCAACGAGUCUACGAUGCGAUCGGCUCUACACCUUACCACGAACCCUUAUUCAAGGACCUCGCACGAUAUACCUCUUCCCUGCUGGCCAGGGCUGCCACUACCACAUCCCUCCCGUUCGUGCCGCCGCCCAGCAACGGUCCUGCCGCGAAAAAGCGCAAAAUAGAGAAUGGACAGCCGCAAGUGACGGUGCAAUCAUCUGCGGAUUUGAAAGAUCCCAAUGCCCCAGUUCAAUUCUAUGUUCAGGAUGUGUCGUUCGCUAUACCUCAGCGCAAGAAGCUCAUGCUCGAGAUAACCGCUAGUGGCGGGCUUCGUGCAAGAAACCAGGCUACAAAAGAGAUUGAAUUUGGUGUUUCCAUGGACCGAAUCCGUCAUGCCUUGUGCCUCCCCGUGCCAGAGAAGACCCAGAAACAGUUCAACUUUUGUAUCAUUCCCGAGUACGCCGAUGGAAUCACACCACCACCCGAGGGCGUGAAUGGCUCAGAUUGUAUGGUUUUCACAGUGGCCGAUGGCCCAGCCAAGGCUGCGUUCACCGGACUGGGGCAACAGAUUGGUCACAAUGAGGGCGAAACUGCGGAAGGUCUGAUCCGGAAGCUGCUGAAUGAUACCAUGCCAAACACGAAUGUCGUGCGGCCCGAUGAGAGACAGUUUGUGAGCGCUAUGCCUGAAGCCCACCGCAAGGGCGAGAAGGCCUAUCAUGUCAAAGCCUUCCGGGGUAGCAAAGAAGGGUACCUUUUCUUCCUGUCUACUGGGAUUCUGUUCGCUUUCAAGAAGCCCCUUUUGUUCUUCUCCUUCGACACCAUCGAAUCCGUUUCAUAUACGUCUGUUCUUCAGCGAACAUUCAAUCUUAACUUUUUAGCCCGCCCACGCAACGGAUCCGAAGAAGACCAGAUGGAAAUCGAAUUUCAGAUGAUAGACCAGGCCGACUUCAGUGGGAUCGAUACCUACAUUAAACGACAUGGCCUACAAGAUGCAAGUUUAGCUGAGGCCCGGCGCGCGAAAGUGUAUAAUGUCAACUCUGGCAAAAACCAGGAUGGAGCUGCCGAGGCCGGCGGUGAAGAAGAGGAAAGCGAGCUUCAAAAAGCCCAACGGGAGCUUGAAGAUGAGGAGGAAGAGGAUGAAGAAGACUAUGACCCCGGGACCGAUGGUGACAGUGAAGGAAGUGGCUCCAGCGAUGAUGAUGAAGAUGAUAGCGAUGACGACGAUGAGGACGAGGAAGACGCGGAAGAAGAGGAGGAUGCCGCCGAUCAAGAUGGGGAUGGAGAUGAGGAUCUCAUUAACCAAAAACUUGGAAAUGAAGCCUAA
This is a messenger RNA of Penicillium pulvis, 1383 nucleotides long. It is a transcript of the gene rtt106, whose product is annotated as putative negative regulator of DNA transposition (Rtt106). NCBI's taxonomy places the organism in Eukaryota, Fungi, Ascomycota, Eurotiomycetes, Eurotiales, Aspergillaceae. Gene Ontology annotation, molecular function: nucleosome binding; histone binding. The coding region runs from base 1 to 1383 and encodes 460 amino acids. The record is from RefSeq and is a predicted model, not a curated record. The transcript has 4 exons.